AUGUCUGCCUCAACCGCCACCGCCUCCACCGCGCUCGCCGACUCUCCUCGCCCGGGGAGACUCCGCCGCUUCAGCCAGCUGCGCGCCUACACGCAGAACCUCUCCCACUCCUCCCCCAGUGUGCAACGGUCGCGCACUAGUUUGAGUAGUCGAGUCCCCUGGCUGUCCCCGUCGUCGGGCCCGGAGUCUCCAACGAACCUGGUGGGGAACUCCACUGCUGCAGGCCCCGAGAGCGACCAACCAGCCCUGUCUCGCUACACCUCUGCACCCACCGCAAGCUCCCACGGCCUUAGUGUCGAUACACAAACGUCGUCGGCCGAGUCCGUACGAUCGACUCCUCCGAACGAGCAAGCCCCCGCAACCUCCAAUGCCAUGGCGCGCUUGAGGAGUGCUUCGGCCGUCCAAGGUCGCCCGCCUCGUACCAUCGCGAGAACCGCCGCCCCGGAGGCUGCCACCGCCCCCCUGGAAUCCACGCCCACCGCGAGCGAUGCGCCAGACUUGACGAGCACGACCCCCGCGGACGCGGUCCAGGAGACCGCCUCAAAACCCAAACAAAAGCCGACCAUUCGAUUUUUCCCCUAUCAGGACACCUUCCAGAGCACGAGACCGUCCCUCCCGUUCGUGCCCACCGCACGCACAUUACCCUCCGAGAGCUGCGUGAUUCGAGUCGGUCGAUACUCCGAACGGGACGGCAUCCCGAUUUCCAAUCCCACCGAACCUUCGGAUGCUCCAGUGGGCUUCAAAUCGAAGGUCGUGAGCCGCAAGCACUGCGAGUUUCUGUACAGCAAUGGCCAGUGGCACAUCAAGGAUGUGGGGAGCUCGUCCGGAACUUUUUUGAAUCACAUGCGGUUGAGUCAGCCGAACAUGGUCUCUCGUCUCUACUCGAUCAAGGAUGGCGAUAUUGUGCAGCUGGGGAUUGACUUCCGGGGAGGCGAGGAGAUGAUUUUCCGUUGUGUUCGGAUCCGAAUCGAGUGCAAUCGCUCCUGGCAGCAGCAGCCGAAUGAGUUCAAUAAAAAUACCGAAAGCCUCAUCAAGAACUUGGGGAAAGGCGAUGGGGCCGACUACUCUGGCUGUCGAGAGUGUUCGAUUUGCCUCGGCUCCGUGUUGCGUCCCUACCAAUGUCUGUUUAUGGCAGCAUGUGCCCAUGUUUGGCAUUAUAAGUGCAUCAGUCGUUUACUUCACUCGCCCGACUAUCCAAUGUUCCAGUGUCCUAAUUGCCGUGCCUUUACCGAUCUUAGCGCGGAGGUCGACGACACGGCCGACGUUGUCGAGAAGGACGAGACGAAGGAGCCAACCGACGCGGCAUCGUCGAAUGAGUCUGCGGAGCCUCGCUCAGAGACACUGUCAUCCGCAAACGCACACCCUGCAAAUGGCGACGAGAGCCAGGAGGUGCCCGCCCCGUUGGAACCCCACUCGGAAGAACCAGACUUGGUCACCGACGUCGAGAAUCUACAUUUACAAGACGAUAAUGAUGCGGGGUCUGUGGCAGACAUAGAAGAGCGCCGCAGCUCGGGCUCCUCCGCUCCUCCCACGAGUCACGAUGACCUUGCCCGGAGUGCCACCAUCAGCAUCCCCGGUUUUCAGCCCACUCCACCACUCAACGUUCCUGCGGCGCGACAGUCACAUCUUCGCGCGGACACCCCUGUUCGCUCGGAGACCUCUGAUGAAAACCCUCUGACCCCACGGAACGACUCGGGCCCGCUGGCCUUUGAUGGUCGCGCAGGCAUGCGGUGA
Penicillium canariense is the source of this 1734-nucleotide messenger RNA. Its product is annotated as FHA domain protein. Bases 1 to 1734 code for a protein of 577 amino acids. The record is from RefSeq and is a predicted model, not a curated record. Gene Ontology annotation, cellular component: cytosol; ubiquitin ligase complex; mitotic spindle pole body. Gene Ontology annotation, molecular function: protein binding; ubiquitin protein ligase activity. NCBI's taxonomy places the organism in Eukaryota, Fungi, Ascomycota, Eurotiomycetes, Eurotiales, Aspergillaceae. The transcript has 3 exons. Gene Ontology annotation, biological process: negative regulation of septation initiation signaling; mitotic spindle assembly checkpoint signaling; ubiquitin-dependent protein catabolic process.